Cebus imitator (Panamanian white-faced capuchin) is the source of this 1912-nucleotide messenger RNA. RefSeq names its product estrogen related receptor beta (gene ESRRB). The transcript is spliced from 7 exons. Lineage: Eukaryota; Metazoa; Chordata; Mammalia; Primates; Cebidae. The record is from RefSeq and is a predicted model, not a curated record. Gene Ontology annotation, biological process: regulation of DNA-templated transcription. Gene Ontology annotation, cellular component: nucleus. The coding region runs from base 425 to 1741 and encodes 438 amino acids. Gene Ontology annotation, molecular function: zinc ion binding; nuclear steroid receptor activity; steroid binding.
UGCUGCACACCACUAGAGGAGUCAUUGUCUUCCACAUCCCCCCCCAUUUGCACUUGCCUUCCCCCAGUUCCUCCUCCCCUUCAUGGUAUAUUUUUCUUCCACACUUUCCUGCGUCCAUCAGUGGCUGUGGAGUCUGCAUGGGGCUCAGUGGAGUUGAAAGUCUAGAGCCUUUUGCUGUUUUGUUUAAGACCUGGUUAUGGUUGUGAGAUUUUUUUUUUUUUUUUUUGUCAGCUGCCUGUUAUAUCAAUCACAGAGUCGGGAUCUAUUUAUAGGUUGGGAGUACUGUGUCCUUAGUCACAAAGAGACACAGACAGGGGACUGUCAGCUGGUACCGGAGGAGCGGAGCAACGAGUUAUCAGCAACUGAAAGCACCUGAGGGGCCGCGCAUUCCACCCCAGCCCCGUCCUCCACGCCAGCCCCAAGCAUGCUGCUGAACAGGAUGUCCUCGGAUGACAGGCACCUGGGCUCCAGCUGCGGCUCCUUCAUCAAGACCGAGCCGUCCAGCCCGUCCUCCGGCAUCGACGCCCUCAGCCACCACAGCCCCAGUGGCUCGUCCGACACCAGCGGCGGCUUUGGCCUGGCCCUGGGCACCCACGCCAGCGGUCUGGACUCGCCACCCAUGUUUGCAGGCGCCGGGCUGGGAGGCACCCCGUGCCGCAAGAGCUACGAGGACUGCGCCAGCGGCAUCAUGGAGGACUCGGCCAUCAAGUGCGAGUACAUGCUCAAUGCCAUCCCCAAGCGCCUGUGCCUCGUGUGUGGGGACAUUGCCUCCGGCUACCACUACGGCGUGGCCUCCUGCGAGGCUUGCAAGGCCUUCUUCAAGAGGACCAUCCAAGGGAACAUCGAGUACAGCUGCCCGGCCACCAACGAGUGUGAGAUCACCAAACGGAGGCGCAAGUCCUGCCAGGCCUGCCGCUUCAUGAAAUGCCUCAAAGUGGGGAUGCUGAAGGAAGGUGUGCGCCUUGAUCGAGUGCGUGGAGGCCGCCAGAAAUACAAGCGACGGCUGGACUCAGAGAGCAGCCCAUAUCUGAGCUUACAAAUUUCUCCACCUGCUAAAAAGCCAUUGACCAAGAUUGUCUCAUACCUACUGGUGGCUGAGCCAGACAAGCUCUACGCCAUGCCUCCCCCUGGCAUGCCUGAGGGGGACAUCAAGGCCCUGACCACUCUCUGUGACCUGGCAGACCGGGAGCUUGUGGUCAUCAUUGGCUGGGCCAAACACAUCCCAGGCUUCUCGAACCUCUCCCUGGGGGACCAGAUGAGCCUGCUGCAGAGUGCCUGGAUGGAGAUCCUCAUCCUGGGCAUCGUGUACCGCUCGCUGCCCUAUGACGACAAACUGGUGUACGCCGAGGACUACAUCAUGGACGAGGAGCACUCCCGCCUCGCGGGGCUGCUGGAGCUCUACAGGGCCAUCCUGCAGCUGGUGCGCAGGUACAAAAAGCUCAAGGUGGAGAAGGAGGAGUUUGUGACGCUCAAGGCCCUGGCCCUCGCCAACUCCGAUUCCAUGUACAUCGAGGAUCUGGAGGCUGUCCAGAAGCUGCAGGACCUGCUGCACGAGGCGCUGCAGGACUACGAGCUGAGCCAGCGCCACGAGGAGCCCCGGAGGACGGGCAAGCUGCUGCUGACGCUGCCCCUGCUGCGGCAGACGGCCGCCAAGGCCGUGCAGCACUUCUACAGCGUCAAACUGCAGGGCAAGGUGCCCAUGCACAAACUCUUCCUGGAGAUGCUGGAGGCCAAGGUCUGAUGGCCCCGCACACGGACCAUGCCCACCUGCAGACAGACAAACGGACAGACCGAGGUGGAGCCCUCCACAGCCACCAGCCUCCACCUUCAACCCCUGGAUCAUGGCUCUGAGCUGUCCCAGAGGCAGGGGUUUCUCGCUCCUGGCUGUGUGCAGACUCCCGGGUGCAGUGGG